AUGUGUGAGCUCAGUGGUAAACGACGAUGCUAUUCACAUCGAGACGUAGCGAUAGUCGUAGAUCCAAAUGCUUCGAUGAGGUUCGAUCAUCGUAAAUAUUAUCUGAGUAAUCGCGAUUUUGCUGACAUGGGAAUUCCAACAAAUGAACAAAUAAUAGAUAUUUCACAACGUAUUGUUCUACAUUGGAUAUGUUUACAAUCAUCAAAUACUUCUCAUAAUCAUAAAACAGAAUUUAAAUCAAAUUUAGAUACUCAAUGGUUUUCUCAAACUUUUAAAGAUGUAUAUAUGAACUAUAAUACUAUUAAUGAAUGGAUUAUUGAUAAGGGAUCAACAACAGCAAUAAAUAAUGAAAAUAUUAUGUAUGAUUUACUUGAUUUGAGUGAAUUCGAUCAAAAACAAAAACUAAGAAAAAGAUCUCAACGAACAAUUAAGUCUUUAGAUAAAAAUAUUUCAUCAAAACAACUUUUACAAUCUCGUUUAAACUGUGAACAUAGAUUAACAACAAUUUAUGCAAAAAAAUUUGGUGAUUAUACAUUUAUUGUUAAAUUAUUAAAAUUAUUAGAUUAUAUUGAAAUAGAUAAAGAUGAAAAAAAUAAUCAUAUAGAUUUAUUAAAUAAGUUAAUUCUUAAACAUGAAAUUAAAAAAUUAAUUGAGUAUAAUACUACAAUUGAUAAUGAUAUAUUACAAACUCCAACGCAUCAAUCCAAAAUAGUUAUUAUUCAUCAAUUUACUGUUUUACUUCAUACAAGUGAACAUUUUAACUUAAAUGAUAAAAUUCAGCAAUUUUGUAUUCAAUUAAUAAUUGAAUUAUCAUCAAUAGCAAUGUCGCGCAGCAAUUGUUCAACUAAGAGUCUUCGAAUAGCUUUAGCAGAUUUGAUAUUUAUUUUAUUAAAAAAAAAACAAAAAACUCAACAUAUUGAAGAUGAUAAUCAAAUUCAAGACAUUGAAUCAAAACUUCCUGAACAAAUUCAAGAUUUAUUUACCACAAUUAAUGUUAUUAUUGCUUGGACUGAUCAAACAAAACAAACAUUAUUACCUGAAGAAUUUCUUUAA
Rotaria sp. Silwood1 is the source of this 1053-nucleotide messenger RNA. The record is from the annotation of a GenBank genome assembly. NCBI's taxonomy places the organism in Eukaryota, Metazoa, Rotifera, Eurotatoria, Philodinida, Philodinidae.